UCGUCUCUAACUGAGGAAGUAUUAAUUGGGAACUACUCACUCAGAAAAUUAAAAGAAAGUAGCCAAAAUACAUUUUCAACUCUGAGAAGACAAAAUAACAAACUUUACUGACUUACUACUUCCCUGAAUAGAAGAAGUCACAGGACUUUGAAGAAUGGCAGAUGAACGGAAAGAUGAAGCGAAGGCAUCUCAUUGGACCUCAGCCCAACUAACGGAAGCAUCAGCAUCAACACACCCACAUCCACCAGAGAUGAAGGAACAAGGUGUGGCAGGGGAAGGACUUGUCCGAAAUGCCAAUGGAUUCCCAUACCAAGAGGAUGAGGAGGGAGCCUUUGGAGGACCCAGGUCACAGGACACCUAUUCAGAUACCAAAGAGAAUGGGAUUAAUGGAGAGCUCACCUCAGCUGACAGAGAAACAGCAGAGGAGGUAUCUGCAAGGAUAGUUCAAGUAGUCACUGCUGAAGCUGUAGCAGUCCUGAAAGGCGAACAAGAGAAAGAAGCCCAGCACAAAGACCAGCCCACAGCUCUGCCAUUAGCAGCUGAAGAGACAGCUAAUCUGCCCCCUUCUCCACCCCCAUCACCAGCCUCAGAACAGACCAUUCCAGUGGAGGAAGAAGAAGAAACGCUAGAGGGUGUGAUGGCUGAGGAAAAGAAACCUGCUGCUCUUCCUGGGGAAAAGUGUGGGGCUACUAAGCCCUCAGACCUACCCCAAGCCCUCAGUGGGGGCCAAGUGGAGUCUAGUGCAGUGGCCCAAAUAGCUCCAGAAGAGAGUGCCUGGAUGGGGGAACUACAUGAGAAAGGUGUAAAAGAGGUCAAAGAGGUGUCUCCAGAAGUAAAAUCCCCUUCCUCUACCAAGGAAGAUUUACUUACAGCCUCGAAGAUGGAGUUUCAUGACCAGCAAGAAUUGACUCCCUCAUCAGCUGAGCCUUUAGAUACGAAGGGAAAAGAGUCAGAGCUAAUUUGUAAGCCUGGUGAAGACCUUAAACAUGCUGCCUUAGUUCCUCAGCCAGAGACAACUAAAACCUCCCCUGAUAAAAAGGAAAUCCAAGGUACAGAAGGUGAAAAAGCACCUCUGGCUCUCUUUGGGCACACUCUUGGUGACAGCCAGGAAGACACGAAACAGAAGACAGAGACAAGUGUGGUGAUACCUGGCAUUGGCCUCUCUGCAGAGUCUCCAGCUCCCAAAGAGCAGAAAGACUGGUUCAUUGAAAUUCCAGUUGAAACAAAGAAAGAUGAGUGGGGUUUAGCCGCUCCAGUUUCCCCUGGCCCCCUGACACCCAUGAGGGAGAAAGAUGUCCUUGAGGAUAUCCCAAGGUGGGAAGGGAAGCAGUUCGAUUCUCCCAUGCCCAGUCCUUUUCAAGGUGGCUUCACUCUCCCUUUAGAUGUUAUGAAGAACGAAAUAGCAACAGGAGCAUCACCCUUUGCCCCUGUCCUCUUACAACCAGAAGACAAAAAGUCUCUGCAGGAAGCCACUGAUCCAGCUACUGCCAAAGAUAGUGCUAAAGUAGAGGAGUCACAGAAGGAUAAGACUGAGAAAGUGGCAGAAACUCCAGAGGCAAUUAUCUUACCCAAAGAUGCUUACGGUCUAGUUAUGGAAGGAUACGUUGUGGAGAAGGAUUUAGGGGAAGAAAGGGAAGGCACAAAUCAGGAGAAGAAAGAGACCUCCAUUCCCAGUGGACAGGAACCACAACCAAAACAUGAAGAACAAGUAAUCAUUUCUGAUAAAGAAGUUACACUAAAAGAGCAUGAGCCCCCAACACAAAGAGAUGAAGAAACAGGCGUGAUUCAGAGCUCCAUAGAGCUCUCUUUCUCAAAAGAAGGACCGAAAAGCCAAGCACAGAGCACAGACAUAUUUAACCAAGACUCCUUCUCUGCAGGUUUGGAGUCCACAUUUACAGAUUCAGUCCUGGCCUCUAAGACCUUGGAAAAAGUCACCACUGAGCCAGCUACUUUAGGUGAAAAGAGUGCAGCCCAGGAAUUUUCUGAGGAGAUAGUUGCUGUCAAAGAUAAGGUGGAAGGAGUCGGGACUGCAACAUCGGCUGAGGUUGGCAUGCCAUUUUAUGAAGAUAAGUCAGGAAUGUCCAAGUACUUUGAAACAUCGGCCUUGAAAGAAGAAUCCAUAAAGAGCAUUCAGCUAGGCAGCGAUUACUACGAAUUAAGCGAUACAAGAGAAAGAGCCCAGGAGUCCACUGAUACCGUAUCUACCGCCACACAAAAUGAUGACAAGGGAUUGCAAGAGGGGAAAGAAUCCCAGCCAAGUGCUCCAACCCCAGAAGCAGGGUACAGCACCCUGGCACAGAGUUAUCCCUCUGAUUUACCUGAAGAACCCAGUUCUCCUCAAGAGAGAAUGUUCACUAUUGAUCCAAAAGUAUAUGGGGAGAAAAGGGAUCUCCACAGUAAGAAUAAGGAUGACCUGACACUCAGUAGAAGCUUGGGACUUGGUGGUAGGUCUGCCAUAGAACAGAGAAGCAUGUCAAUCAAUUUGCCCAUGUCUUGCCUGGAUUCUAUCGCCCUUGGAUUUAAUUUUGGCAGGGGCCAUGAUCUUUCUCCUUUGGCUUCUGAUAUUCUAACCAACACUAGUGGAAGUAUGGACGAAGGAGAUGAUUACCUCCCUGCUACUACACCCGCAGUGGAGAAAGCCCCUUGCUUCCCAAUAGAAAGCAAAGAAGAGGAGGAAAAGAUCGAGGAGGAGAAAGCUACUGCUGGCCAGGAAAAUACUCAAGUUGAGACAUCCAGUGAGUCACCGUUCCUAGCCAAAGAUUACUACAAAAAUGGAACUGUCAUGGCCCCUGACCUGCCCGAGAUGCUCGAUCUGACAGGCACCCGGUCCAGGUUAGCUUCUGUGAGUGCAGAUGCCGAGUUUGCCAGGAGGAAAUCAGUCCCAUCCGAGACUGUGGUGGAGGAAAGUAGUACUGGCUUGCCACCUGUCACGGAUGCAAACCACGUCAUUGUGAAAACAGACAGUCAGCCUGAAGACCUGGGGUACUGUGUGUUCAAUAAGUACACCGUCCCUCUGCCAUCACCCGUUCAGGACAGUGACAAUUUAUCGGGAGAGAGUGGCUCCUUUUAUGAGGGGGCUGAUGAUAAAGUUCGAAGAGAUUUGGCCACAGACCUUUCCUUGAUUGAAGUAAAACUGGCCGCUGCUGGAAGAGUCAAAGAUGAGUUCAGUGCUGAGAAAGAAGCAGCUCCCUCUACCUCUGCUGACAAAUCAGGCUUGGGUAAGGAGUUUGACCAGGACAGAAAAGCCAAUGACAAGCUGGAUACUGUCUUAGAAAAAAGUGAAGAACACACCAAGGAGACAGAAGAGGCUGGUGGCAACACAGAGAUGUUUGGAUUGGGAAUGACCUAUGAACAAGUUUCCACCACCAAAGAACCAACAGUAGCAAAACAAGCAUCACCGGAGAAAGUAGGUAAAGGUCUUGGUUCAGUGCCAGAGGUAGCUGAGGUAGAGCCAUCUAGAAAGGCUGAACAAGAACUGGAUUUGGCUGCAAAGAGAGGUGACCAGGAUCAGUUAGAUGUUCAAAUCAGUGACUUUGGACAGAUGGCUGCGGGGCUGAGCGUAGAGGCUGGGAAGGCCCCAGAGCUUAAACUUGAAGCUGGGCAGGAGCUGACCCCCGCCUCCAAAGCACCUCAGGCAGCAGAUGCCUUUCUGGGUGUUGAGCUGGGCCAUGUGAAAGAAGGUGCCAAGGUCAGUGAGACCGAAGUCAAGGAGAAGGUAGCCAAGCCCGACCUGGUGCACCAGGAGGCUGUGGACAAAGAGGAAUCUUACGAAUCCAGUGGCGAGCAUGAAAGCCUCACCCUGGAGUCCCUGAAGCCUGACGAGGGCAAGAAGGAAACGUCUCCAGAGUCAUCUCUCAUUCAAGAUGAAGCGCCCAUUAAGCUGUCGGUGGAAAUCCCUUGCCCGCCCGUCGUUUCAGAGGCUGAGCUAGCUGCGGACGACAGAGCCGAUGUCCAGAUGGAGCUUAUUCAGUUGCCAAAGGAAGAAAGCAAGGAGACCCUGGAUACGUCCGUCACCCCCUCCGAGGUGACCCCGACCCAGGUGGAAGCCAUCGUGUGUGAACCCGCAGAGGCUCUGAGUGAAGAGCAGGAGAUCGAAGCGCGGGGCGAAUACGACAAGCUCCUGUUCCGCUCCGACACCCUGCAGAUCACUGACCUGGGGAUCCCGAGCAGCCGCGAAGAGGUGGUGGAGGCCUGCCCAGGGCCAGGGGAGCACAAGGGAGUGAUCGAGUCCGUGGUGACCAUCGAAGACGACUUCAUCACGGUAGUGCAGACCACCACGGAGGAGGGCGAGUCGGGGUCCCACAGCGUGCGCUUCGCAGCCCUGGAGCAGCCCGAGGUGGAGAGGAGGCCCUCCGCUCCCGAGGAGGACCAGUUCCAAGUCGAAAUGGCAGCCGAAGCCCAGGCCGAAUGCAGAGACGGCUCUCCAGGGAGAGAAGGGGUCGUCGCCUACUCCGAAUACAAGACGGAAACCUACGACGAUUACAAGGACGAGACCACCAUUGACGACUCCAUCCUGGAUGCUGACAGCCUGUGGGUGGAUACUCAAGAUGAUGACAGAAGCAUCAUGACAGAGCAGUUAGACACUAUUCCUAAAGAGGAGAAAGCUGACAAGGAAGUUCGGAGACCAUCUCUCGAGAAACAUAGAAAAGAAAAGCCUUUUAAAACCGGGAGAGGCAGAAUUUCCACUCCUGAAAGAAAAAUAGCUAAAAAGGAGCCUAGCACAGUCUCCAGGGAUGAAGUGAGAAGGAAAAAAGCAGUUUAUAAGAAGGCUGAACUUGCUAAAAAAACAGAAGUUCAGGCCCACUCUCCCUCCAGGAAAUUCAUUUUAAAACCUGCUAUCAAAUAUACUAGACCAACUCAUCUCUCCUGUGUUAAGCGGAAAACCACAGCAGCAGGUGGUGAAUCAACUCAGGCUCCCAGUGCAUUUAAACAGGCAAAGGACAAAGUCUCCGAUGGAGUCACCAAGAGUCCAGAAAAACGCUCCUCUCUUCCAAGGCCUUCCUCCAUCCUCCCUCCUCGCCGGGGAGUAUCAGGAGAUAGAGAGGAACACUCCUUCUCCCUCAACAGUUCCAUCUCCUCUGCAGCUCGACGGACCACCAGGUCAGAGCCAAUUCGCAGAGCAGGAAAAAGUGGCACCUCAACCCCCACAACCCCUGGAUCCACUGCUAUCACUCCUGGCACCCCACCAAGUUAUUCUUCACGCACUCCAGGCACUCCUGGAACCCCCAGCUACCCCAGAACACCUGGAACCCCCAAAUCUGCCAUCUUGGUGCCCGGUGAGAAGAAAGUGGCCAUCAUUCGCACUCCUCCAAAGUCGCCUGCUACUCCCAAACAGCUCCGGCUUAUUAACCAACCACUGCCAGACCUGAAGAAUGUCAAAUCCAAAAUUGGAUCGACAGACAACAUCAAAUACCAGCCGAAAGGGGGCCAGGUACAAAUUGUUACCAAGAAGAUAGAUUUAAGCCAUGUGACAUCCAAAUGUGGUUCUCUGAAGAAUAUCCGUCACAGGCCAGGUGGUGGACGUGUGAAAAUUGAGAGUGUAAAGCUGGAUUUCAAAGAAAAGGCCCAAGCUAAAGUCGGUUCACUUGACAAUGCUCACCACGUACCUGGCGGUGGGAAUGUAAAGAUUGACAGCCAGAAGUUGAACUUCCGAGAGCAUGCAAAGGCCCGUGUGGAUCAUGGGGCUGAAAUCAUCACACAGUCCCCAGGGAGGUCCAGCGUGGCAUCACCCCGACGGCUCAGCAACGUCUCUUCUUCCGGAAGCAUCAACCUGCUCGAAUCUCCUCAGCUGGCCACUUUGGCUGAGGAUGUCACCGCUGCACUGGCUAAGCAGGGCUUAUGAAUACUUCUCAUUUAGCACUGGAAUACUAGUAUUUAGGCAUGAGCUCUUGGCAGGAGUGGGCUCUGAGCAGGUAUUAUAUUCAUUCUUUACAAACCAUAAGAUAAAUAAAUCUCAUUCCCCCAACUGUAGUAAUUGUUACAAUUUUAUAUUUUAAAAAAUAAAUAGUAUAUGCAGAAAUUGACCUGAUUUCCAUUUGCAACAAGAACACACUGGCUUUACAUGGGUACAAUUGGACAAUUAUUUUAGCUCUGCUCUGUUUUGCAUGGAGUAUUAUUAUUAUUUUUUUAAUUGCAUUUUUACCUUUCACGUGCCUGAAGGCUAUCCACUACAUUCUGAAAGGCCUUGUUAAAAUCAAAGCUGCUCAUGUCACAAUUCUGUUUCUGGGUGAAAAGAUGAAAACUGCCCAUUGUAACUUAUUACAGUUUCAAUUGAAUCACACAGUCUGAUUGCAGGAAGGGAAGAGCAUGUAAGAAAUGAGUUUUUUUAAAGUGUUAUUUUGUAUAAAUGGGAAGAAAGAUACAACUAAGUUAUUAACAUUUGGGACCUGGAUAAUUGUAUCAGAGUAUGUCAAUCCAAUAAAUUAUUUAACUAACUAAAAAGAAAAUAGUUGCAAAGCAUUUGAGCUGUGGGUGAGGCAGUGCAUAGUGCAUCUGUUAGGAGGGAUGCACUUUCAUUAGGAUGGACUUAUGUCUGAUUAGAAUGUCUGUUGAUUGGCUAGAUUUGUGUCCAUACCCCUUUUCCAUUUGUUUGAUACAGUAUUAUAGAUAUAAAUAUAUAUAUAUUUCUCUGUG
This is a messenger RNA of Dipodomys spectabilis (banner-tailed kangaroo rat), 6633 nucleotides long. It is a transcript of the gene Map2, whose product is annotated as microtubule associated protein 2. The transcript is spliced from 15 exons. Gene Ontology annotation, biological process: neuron projection development; microtubule cytoskeleton organization. Bases 155 to 5842 code for a protein of 1895 amino acids. The record is from RefSeq and is a predicted model, not a curated record. Gene Ontology annotation, molecular function: microtubule binding. Gene Ontology annotation, cellular component: neuron projection. NCBI's taxonomy places the organism in Eukaryota, Metazoa, Chordata, Mammalia, Rodentia, Heteromyidae.